AUGUCCCGCAUCCCUCAGACAUCGACGCGUCGAUCUCAGGCUCGCCCUGCAGUCAAAACAACGCUGACUGCAACCACUUCACACUCCCGUGCAUCCUCCCCUUCCAAACCGCCAACUAGUGGUACAAGCUCUCCAGCCCCGACACCUCGCGUGCGAACUAAGUCGAUCCCUAAAUCUCCUUCGAAGUCGAUUCGUCGAGCGUCUCCUGAAGAAGAAAUCCCAGUACCAAAGGCACCCGCCCUUAGCAUCAAGGAGGCUAUUGCACUUAAGCGCGCGGAAGCAAAGAAGGCGGCAGUAAAAAGUAUUUCCAGCAGCGCGAACUUGAACCCCUUCGAAGAUCUUGCGGACGCCAUUCCUGAGCCCCUUUCGGCUCAGAAACAGGAGGACGAUGCUCUUGAGCUCGGCCGCUGGUCCGUCAAGGAGACCAUAGAACGCGCUCGCAGUACAGGUUCUCUGAACCUCGCCUCACGUUCCUUACCGUGUCUCCCGUCUGCACUAUUUGAGAUUCAUCUAGGAAUUACACCGGACCCACUCAAGUCGGUUGUCCAAGAGCCCCCGAUCACCUCUGCCGAGUCCUCAAGCAAGCGCCCCACGCAGCAUGGUGGUCCGGCCUGGUUCGAAGCACAGGACUUGCAAGUGCUGAAAGCGUGGUGCAAUGUGAUUGUCGAGAUCCAACACGAGAUAUCCCUUUUCGGAUCCUUGAAAGUCGUCGACUUGCAUCAAAACAAGAUAUCAAGUCUACCUGACACGUUCGCCGAUUUGACAGCCUUAACUACACUAGAUCUCUCCCAUAACUCGUUAACGUCGCUUCCCCAUAAUAUCUGGACACUACCCACCCUUUCUCACUUAAACCUGUCGCAUAAUGCUCUGACUUCCCUGCCUUUUGGCGAACCUUUUGGAGAUGGUACUUCUCGUUCUGUGAAGGGCGGCGACACAUGGAGCUCGGGAGGUUUCUUCGGACCUGGAACGCAGAGUCCUGCCUCCCUCCUGCGCACGCUAGGGUCGCUCAAGCAACUAAAGGAGUUGAGGUUUUCGUACGCCGCCAUAACAGAUGAUGCUUUUCCUCCCUCUCUAACCGGCGGGGAUGAGAUCCAAGUAUUCCCUGCGUUGGGUAUACUGGACUUAGAGGAAACCCAAGCGACUGCCGGUGCUGUACAGCAAGCCCUUUCUGGACUUAAGCAGACCUUCCUGUUUGACUUUACGAAGGACAAGCCACCUGAGGGCACCCUUAUGGUUGCUGUGGGUAAGAAGGUGGUCAAGGAACCUUGGGAGGUCGAGGCAGAGAGGCGGGCGAGACAUAGGAGUGGGAGAUCUCAGGCUUCCCACUGGACUGACAGCCUGCCCGAGGAGACCCAAUCACCACAGGAACACGUGAAAGAUGCCCAGGAGACCGAACAAGGGGCAGAUUUAUUCGCGGAGGGUAGACGCCGACCUACCAGGACAGCGCGCCCAGCGUUCUCGGAGAAUACCACCUCCCAGCCAGAACAGAAAGGUGACUCGCUGGCCAGCUCCCAGUGUUCUUCUGCUUCAAGCUCCAGCACCUUCCAAUCUUCGAUUGUCAACCUCAGCAACAUGCAGUACUUCAACGGUGCAACGCAGACCCUGACCCUUCCUCCUCUGGCCCCUCCGACAAGAUCUCACACACGUUCGUUCUCUCUGGCCGCUUCUACAUCGGGUCCGUCACUAUCUAAGGGAAAGAUCGACAUCGCUCUGCCGACGGCUACCCUUCCACUAGCACUCAUCUCAUCUCAACCGUUCGCACACACCUUGCAGAUUCUCGUGUUGAGCAGCAGGAAGUUGGACUUGAGCGUUGCCCUACCAUCUCUCACCAGUGAAUCGAGUGUCCCAUUACUACCUGCCCUGGAGGAACUCGUACUCGAUGGCUGUGGUCUCGGUGACACAGUUGCGGUGGCGCGCCAAGGAGAAGGGUGCCUUUCGACACCGCCGAAGUCAACGGAGGCACUAUUGCCCUUGCUCACGAGGUUAUUUCCAGGCCUAGGGACUCUUGAUCUGACAUACAACUUCCUCACGUCCUCAGCCCUCCGGAAGGAUGUGCUCGCAGGGCUGAUCAUGGCAUCUACCCAAGAUACGCCUGCUCGUAAGGGCUUGAGACACCUGCGUUUAAGGGGAAACCGCAUCACAGAUCUUGAUGGAUUCCAGGAACUCGCGGAAGUUUUCAAAGGUCAUCGUGUGUUGUCUGAUUGGAAACUCGAGGAACUCGACUUGAGGGAUAAUGAGAUUUCCAAACUACCGCCGGAACUAGGGCUAUUGCCGUUAGACGUAUUCCUGGUUGAUGGGAACGUUUUCAGGAUUCCGCAAAGGAAAGUGUGGGAGCGUGAAGGGACGAAGGGAUUGUUGAGCUGGUUACGUGGGCGAUUGGAUUGA
Messenger RNA from Pisolithus orientalis, 2385 nucleotides. RefSeq lists its product as uncharacterized. NCBI's taxonomy places the organism in Eukaryota, Fungi, Basidiomycota, Agaricomycetes, Boletales, Pisolithaceae. The record is from RefSeq and is a predicted model, not a curated record. The coding region runs from base 1 to 2385 and encodes 794 amino acids. The transcript has 5 exons. Gene Ontology annotation, molecular function: protein binding.